CCAAUCUGAAAAGCAAAAAUGACGUUUGUGAUGCACCUGUGUUUUAUUUUAUUUAAUCAGUGAAUGGUUGUUUAAAAACGCAAUAAGUUGUUAAUGUUUAAUAAGAAAUGUGAGAAUGUAUACUUCAUGUGCAAGUCGUUAUCUAAAACUAGCCAUUGGCAAUAAAACGAACGCUUAAUUCACUUAAAGGGUUUCAAAUCAUGUUAUUGUGUGACAAUUUUCAAGGGUAGUAAGUUAAUUAAUAAGUAUGGACGAGAAGAGAGUGGCGGAUUACUUCGUGAUUGCGGGGCUGCCCGAGACGCCGGAGUUACUGGACGAUUCUGACUCUGGACAUCUAAAGGGGUACAGCACCAAAGCUCCAAUAACAGAUAUCAGUGUCGUAUUCCCGAGUCUCGGCGAAACCGUUCCCAAUGGCUACGAACUGAUAGAGACGACGCCAAGUGGACUGCCCGCAGACCUGAACCAUGGUUCAAUACGGACGCCAGAAUGCUUCAUCUGUAUUCGACGGGGACGGGACAGAGCGCCGCUGGUUGACAUCGGCGUCAUGUAUGAAGGCAAAGAGCGUCUCAUGGCCGACGCGGAAAUGGUGCUCGAGUCCGUCGGGCAACGUCUAGCGAACGUCAACAACUCGACAGCGAAGACGUUCAUAACGUACCGCCGAGCGCACGCCGGCGCGCCUUGUAACGCGCUAGUGGUUGUCGAUGUGUGUGUGAUCAUAGCUAGCAAGGGGGAAUGUCCCCCACACGCCUUUUGUAUGAUCGCCAAGAACCUUAACAAAGGACUGAUGGGCAGCGACGUUUUUCUCUGCUACAAGAAGUCAAUGAACCGUCCACCUUUAAUAGCUUACAAACCAGAAGUACUAUUUAGGUAUCCAAUGACCGAGCGUCGCAGCCUAGCCUUCCCAACGUCCGUGCCAUUAUUCUGCCUGCCCAUGGGCGCUACUUUAGAACUCUGGCCGACCAACGCAGCCACACCUAAGCCAGUCUUUUCCACAUUUGUACUCACAGUUGCUGACGCCACAGACAAGGUUUACGGUUCAGCGGUAACGUUCUACGAGACAUACGACCACACUCAACUAACAGAGAGUCAAAUGGAGCUCCUAGGCUGGAGGAGCGGGAUCUCACAUAGCACACACUCCGUCCACGUCAGCAAGUCCAUCUGCCUGCUCUCGCGGUGGCCUUUCAGCGAUACCUUCGAACGGUGGCUGCUUUAUAUACUUGAAAUGUCAUGGAGUAAACAGCCGCUGACUAUACCAAUAGAGCGGUAUAUAACACAUUUGUUAGAAGAAGUUCCAUUUCCAGAGCCUAGGAUAUUGCUGCAGUUAUCACCGACAAAUGCGAGCGAUCGGGUCAUAGUGACGCGACGCGACGACCAACCUUUAGUGCGAAGCGGCGCAGGAUUCAGGCAGUUACUGCUCAACCUGGGCCCAGACAACUGCCAGCUACUGCUGGCCCUCGCUAUUACUGAGCAGAAGAUUUUAAUACACUCACUCAGGCCGGAUACCUUAACAGCAGUCUCAGAAGCCGUCUCAAGUCUACUGUUUCCGUUCAAAUGGCAGUGCCCUUACAUACCACUCUGUCCUUUAGGUUUAGCAGAAGUAUUACACGCGCCGUUGCCAUAUCUGAUCGGCGUGGACUCGAGAUUUUUUGAUCUCUACGAACCUCCGCCCGACGUGACGUGUGUCGACUUAGAUACUAAUAAUAUCACAAUAUGUGAUUCACAACGCCACAUAUCAAUAAAGCUGUUACCCAGACGACAAGCGAAGGCUUUGCGGCAGACUUUAGAAGUAUUAUACAGCAAUAUACGACCGGGUAUGUUGGCGUCACCCGUCCACCACUCCGGAAACAGUAAAUACAACGGCGAACCCACUACGAGUUUAGACAGAGAUUUCCAACGGAGAAAGAAAGAGUACGCCCUAGAACUGGAAAUCCAAGAGGCCUUCCUCCGUUUCAUGGCGGUCACGCUACAAGGGUACCGCGCGUAUCUCAUACCCAUCACCAAGGCGCCCACUGUUGGGACCACGGACCCACAUGCGCUCUUCCACAUGGACGCCUUCAUACGGUCAAGGGACAAGACGCAACAACGUUUCUUCACGCUAAUGAUGCGAACGCAAAUGUUCACGCGCUUUAUAGAAGAGCGGUCGUUUGUCUGCGACGUAGACCAAGGGCUGCCUUUCUUCGACGAGUGUAUAGAGCGGGUAGCUUGCGGAGACAGCGGCUCGUUGCUAGGUACCGACACGAGCAACGCGAGCGAGCGGACUGUGUUUGUUUUGCCCCCGAACCCUCUGGAAGACGAUGAAACCUACACUUACUCCAAGUUCGAGUUGGACCCGGUGCUGCUAGCGAAAUGCGUGACGGGUCGAGCGAGUCACGGCGGCCUACAGACGUUAUCCGCAGCGACCCGCUCGGCGCUCGCGUCGGCCGAGUCGCUAGGAGACGCGUCGCCAAUGGCGAGGCGGACGAAGCAGGAGAUCGCCGCGGCACAGAGAUUGGCGCGCAAAGCCAGCUUAUCGCCCGAAGCCUGGGCGAAGUGUCUACUGGGCGCGUGCUACUCCUUAUAUUUCCUAUCGCUACCAAGCAGAAUGAUAUUGCUCCGAGGCAAAGAACAAGCCACCCUGACUGCGGCUUAUGAACUAUUAGAAAAGGCGACGAAGCUGCGAGUACCUUGUGACGAGGUCUGCUACCGCGUCAUGAUGCAACUGUGCGGCAUCCACUCCCUCCCAGUGUUGGCGGUGCGUCUCCUCUUCCUAAUGAAACGCGCCGGCCUACAGCCGAACGCACUAACGUAUGGGUAUUACAACCGCUGCGUGCUGGAAGCUCCUUGGCCUCAUGACAUGCCCAGUGGUUCUCAACUGCUAUGGAACAAGCUCCGCAUAGCCGUGAUGGGCGCGGCUUUGUUCCGGAAAGCAGGCGCUCAGCGAGCCAGUCGCGCUACCGGCUCGGGACUCUCGGCUGGAAGUGUAGGAACGCUACCACGUGUUGUGUCCGCUGCGGGUAUGGACGGUGAUCUAAGUGGACUCGCUCUGGCCGCGUGUGAACCCGCACACAGCCGAACAAGUCUUGAAGAAGCGAGUGCCCGAGAAAAGGAAGCGGCGUCGUCAGCAUUCGAAGCGUUAGUGCGGCGCGGGAACAUCGUCCAGCAACAACCCGCCAGGCCGCAUAAACAUGCUCUCUCCACCGCGGCCGGCAUUCUCAUAUCAGGUUUACCAUCAAAUCCAGAUUUAUGUGAAGCGGCGCGAAGUAAUUCAUUAGGAAACGAAGAUACAACGAGUAAUGUCACACUAACUGAAAAAAGACAGACAAUACACGUAAGCCCAGACAGUCCGUCGGACCUUCGGAUACUAACGCGUUCCGAGAGCUUCGCUGGGGACGCUCAAAUUGUACAGAACUUGCAGAGGCUAUCGUUUUCUAGCAGUACAUCGAAUGUGAAGUCUCGGUGUUCGCGAACACUCAGUUUCCCUGAAGAACCUGAAAAGGAGGAAGCAGCGGUGGAACCUUCUGAGGAACCUAAGGGAUCUCCGCUAAAAUUAUCGCCCCGCACGCCGGUGCUGGCCGACGACCCGCUAGGCGCGCUCCGCGCCCCCGCGCCGGAGUCCCCGCCCCCGCCGCAGGAGCAGCCCGCGCCCCCGCGCCACGAGUACUCCGUCAGCCCCAAGCUGUUCCACCGCCGGAGCAACUCCUUCCAGGACGACGCGCCGACUGACCAUGGGAAACUCCACAGGAGCGAGACCGUUCCCGCCGGCACCGUGUCUUCCAGCCUCGCCAGUCUCGGGAACACGCUCAAAAUCAGCUUCGGACGCUAUUCGCCCGGCCGGUUGUCUUUGCGCAAAGAGAACAUGAACAUUGGAAAGGCGAUAGUCGAAAAUUACUUCAGCCCCACAAGCAUAGCGGGCAAGAAAUCCAACGAGCUCCUACAGAGCGGGCUGUCCAGCCUAAAGUCCGCCGCCACAAGCAUGGCCAAGAAGUUCGACGAGAUGAAGGAAGUCAUAUCAGCAAACUCUACGCCAGUGAAGGGAGCUAUUGGGAACGCGACCAGCGCGCUAACCAGUUUCAUGGAAGACGAUUCGACAGAUGGGUCAUCGGAGAUGAAUCCGGAUGAAUGGACGGGUGGCAUGCAUUUCAGGAGAGCGUCGAGCGACGCGGAAUUAGCGUGCGCUAUGGAGCGCGGCUCUUUAGCCACCCUACUGUCGCAUUUACCGGACAACCUAUACCCACAACAGGCGGACAACCCGAACUCCUCACCCACAGUAACAGCUCACAUGUCGUCCUGCUCGCAAUGCCACCAAUGCUACGCGCUGCUGUACGACGAGGACAUCAUGGCGGGCUGGGCGGCCGACGACUCCAACCUCAACACGCGCUGCACCGCCUGCGGCCGCCACACCGUGCCGCUGCUCUCCGUGCAGAUAAUGCGGGAGGGUCAAACGCAAACAGAAACGGUCAGCGUGCCUUAUUUAAAUCCAUUGGUGCUAAGGAAAGAAUUCGAAUCUAUAUUAGGUAGAGAAGGCGACUCAUGUCUCCUAGAAAAGGAGUUCGUGGAAUCACACCCGAUAGUCUACUGGAACCUUGUCUGGUACCUGGAGAGGGCCAACAUCGAGAGCCAUCUACCGGACCUGCUGUGUGCCAACUACCCGGCCAUGUACCAGGGCGAUGUUCCUGACGAGAACAGCGGAUGCCAAGUAAUAUGCAGUUGGGACCUAGUCCGACUUCACGGCGAAGCAGGCACUGCGUUGUACCGCGCGUGGCGUCUGAAGCGCGCUCAGCAACAACGCUCUCGAGCACUACAAGCUUUACUGCUCACAGACACCGCACAGGCCAACGCAGUGGUGCUCGCAGUGCUCGACGGGUUGCUAAGCAACGACUUGAUCGACGCGCUGCGUCGGCUCGCGGCGUGGCGGGAAAACACCGCUGGCAACAAGCGGUAUCAUUCAUUUUUCAGAGACAUACUGUUCCUCGCAAUGGCUUCCCUUGGCGAGAACAACAUCGACCUGAUCGCGUUCCAACGGGAAUAUUCUCGCGCGAUCACGCAACUGGGCGGCUCGCUCCGUCCACACGACUACCCUCCCACGCCUACCGCCGUCUGCUGUCGACAUUACUUCCGUAGGUUAAGACUCGCGCAGGAGGACUGACCGAGGGCCCUGCGCGGCCGAGCCGAGCGAGGACUGUUAUAAACACGAGUCACUCAAAUUAAUUUUAUUAAUAAUAUCGCGCGACGACCACACGACUAGGCUCCCACCCCAGACAGGAUUGACCGAGGGUGGUGCGUGGUGAGCCGAGCGAUGACUUGAGUCAGACAAAGAUUCAUUGAUUAUAUCAAACUAUCGGCGAAAAACCUGAUGACCAGAGUGAAUUUUUAUUAGACUUUUUACACGUCAUAAUUGUCUAUACUUUCAAAAAUCAAUGCAUAACUUAACGUUAAAAAUAAGCGGACAAUCUGCCUGUAAAACAAAAUGCAAACGUAUUCUUAAUGUUAAAAUCUCGUGUACAUUGACAUCGAAUAAGUGGUUGGUAAAACACGACAUCCGUCCCUUUCUCGCUACUUUAUUUGGAUAAGGAUGUUCCAGUGCUGUAUUUUGUCGUGUACUUUAAAAACUAAUUACAUUAAAUGGCAUUGUGUUCCGAGUAUGGCGAAAGAAUGUAAGACAAUAAGUCCUGCUUGUAGGUAUACCUAAAUGUAUGACCAUGAUUGAUUGUGAAAUCGUCAGGAAAGGAUUUAAAAUGUAAUAUAAAAUGACGAAUGUGGCAUAAAUUGCAUGUAAUUAAUCCAGAUAAAAAGGUAUACUUACAGUUUUUAGGCAUACUAUCUAAAGGGGCUCAUCCAUACAACGCUGUUACGAAUCAAGAGAGGCAGGAUUUAAAAAAAAAUGCAAUUUAUAUUCCUGUUGUAUGUUUUCAAAGCAACUUUAAACUAUCUUCGUUUAUAGAGUCGAACGAUGCUAAGUUUUUGGCAAAUGCAAACGUUAAGUACGAAGCAUAUACUCGUAACUAUGUGCAAUCUUAGUGUGGCAAAAGUAUACCCUACUUUAUAAGAGUGAAAAAUUCUAAAUCACAUCACGUGUUAAAUGGAUCUUUCAGGCAUAUCUGUUAGUGUUAGAAAUGAGGGUGCUACGAAAAAGGAGAUUCGGAUAGCCAUACUGAAAUAAAGUUGUACAUAUUUCAAUUGUAUAUAUUGAUAAAUUUUCGCACUCUUUGAUUGACUGUAUUACAGUUGAAAUUAAUUGAAGCGGAUUGGUCAAUAUUUAAUGAUAAUUGACAGUAUUUCUGAAGAACUCACUUGAUUUUGUCUACGCUUUUUAUAUGUAUAGUUCUAGAAGUAAUGCUUUUGAGUGAUUUCACUAAACAGUUAAAUUCGUAAACGAAUGGUACGUAUUAUCAUAUUCUAGUCGCAUUAUUUGGCACCAACUGGAAAGUAGAUGUUAUAUUUAACCUUGUAGACACCAUUUUGUAUGCAUUGUUUGAAUUGAAAUGCACAUUGACUUAGAACUAGAUUCUAUGGUAACCUAAUAAUU
Leguminivora glycinivorella is the source of this 6505-nucleotide messenger RNA. It is a transcript of the gene Crag, whose product is annotated as DENN domain-containing protein Crag. The transcript has 35 exons. The coding region runs from base 248 to 5125 and encodes 1625 amino acids. The record is from RefSeq and is a predicted model, not a curated record. Gene Ontology annotation, biological process: regulation of Rab protein signal transduction. Gene Ontology annotation, molecular function: protein binding. Gene Ontology annotation, cellular component: cytoplasmic vesicle. NCBI's taxonomy places the organism in Eukaryota, Metazoa, Arthropoda, Insecta, Lepidoptera, Tortricidae.